This is a messenger RNA of Striga hermonthica, 767 nucleotides long. The record is from the annotation of a GenBank genome assembly. Lineage: Eukaryota; Viridiplantae; Streptophyta; Magnoliopsida; Lamiales; Orobanchaceae.
GAACGGACGCCGGACACGCUGUCAAAAAAUUCACCGCCGACAGACAUUUGAAGCAAAAUGGUACACAUUUAAGAAUGUCAAGAAAAAUAAGGGUAAAUAUGGGCAAGAGCGAAAAAUGUAUUCAACGUCUCAAGAAAGACUUGUUUUCGAACACGACACCAUUAUUUGAUGUGGAUAACAUAUAUUUAUCGCCCCAUCGUGUUUUGAAUCAAAAUGGUACACGUUUAAGAAACUCGAGGAAAAUAAGGGGAAAUAGGGGCAAGAACAAAAAAUGUAAUCAACGUCUCCGGAAAGACUUGUUUUCGAACACGGCACCUUUAUUUGAUGUGGAUAAUGUAUAUUUAUCGCCCCAUCGUGUUUUGAAGCAAAAUGGUACACGUUUAAGAAAGUCAAGGAAAAUAAGGGUAAAUAGGGGCAAGAACAAAAAAUGUAAUCAACAUCUCCAGAAAGACUUGUUUUCGAACAUGACACCAUUAUUUGAUGGGUUGGAAUUUAUCUUUGAGGUUAUGGACUGCCCCGAUAGAUAUCGUGUAGUUUGCGCUCAGCUUCAGCUCACUGGUGAUGCUAGGCUCUGGUGGAAUGCCUACUGGAGCAUGCGUCCCGGUGAAAAAGCGGGUUGUACGUGGGACAUGCUCAAGGAGCUAGUCCGCGAAAAGUGCUACCCCUCCUACUAUCAGGCAGAGAUAGAGCGUCAGUUCUUAGCGCUCCAGCAGGGCACUCGUACAGUUGAUGAGUACGAGCGAGAGUUCACUAGAGUUGCAGCUUUC